CUCGUUAUUUGGAAUCGCUCAGUGCGACCUUGAGGUCCCUGCACAGAUGCUUCAGUUGGUUUCUUGAUCAUAAUAUUAUUGGAUUGGACGAAUUUUUGUGUCAUUAACAGUCAUCAGUUGGAUUCUUCCAGUGUCCUACUCCAAUAAUGUCUGAAGUAAAUAAAGAAAAUAGAGCUGAAUAUAUACGGAGAAUACUUUUCUCCCAACUUCCUGAAAGACGUAAUGCUUUUGAUGUUGACUUGCUUCUUAGUGAAUAUGCUGAGUUGGUUGAUAACAUGAAGAAUGGGAUUAAUAAUUACGCUGAGGGAUCACUCAGGCUCGCUGAAGGCUGUAAAAAUGAGAGCAACCACUGGCGUAGCGCGAUGACAGUCGACAUGGCCUUAAAUGCACUUGAAGGAGUUACUGUCAAACAAUCCUGUCCCUUCCAAAAUCAAUCAUUACCUAGUGACUUUGAUGUUACUAAGUUUUGUAGCGUGUUAACUGAACUGUUCGAGGAAGAAGGUUAUUCUAACCAGGUUUACGAAUCCGUUAAAAACACAAAUGUACAUUUUUCUUCUGUUGGUCAAAAACGUUCUUCAGUAGAUUUCGAAAAACAUUAUUCUUCUCCUAAAAGACAUUUAGAAAAAUCAGAAAGUACCAGCUACUACAAAAAUUCCAGUAAUAACAACCAUAACACCGAAGUAACUGAAUCUGAGUCAACCCUUUUUCAAACAGCAGGAUCCUUGCUGGAACAAAAUCUAAAAUCUAAACAAAAUGAAAAUAAUAAUAGAACAUCUUUAAUGUAUGGCUCCUCUAAACGAUCUUUAGGAAGUCGUCGAGGUGUUCGUGGUAACUUCGUCCCACCAUUUGAAAAAGAUUCAGAUUCUACAUCAAAACCAACAUCAAGCUACAUUGCAGAAAACAAAUCAGAGGCAUCUAUAUGUGAUGAACGACUGAAACAAUUUGACCAAAAGAUUGUAGAUAUGAUUAUGAGUGAGAUAAUGGAUUCCAAGAGUUCAAUUACAUGGGAUGAUAUUGCUGGACUUGAAUUUUCUAAGAAAACAUUGCAGGAAAUUGUAAUACUUCCAAUGCUUAGACCGGACCUUUUCGUUGGGCUUCGUGGACCUCCAAAGGGCUUGCUUCUUUUCGGCCCUCCUGGGACAGGAAAAACUUUGAUCGGUAAAUGUAUUGCAUCACAAAGUAACUCGACAUUUUUCAGCAUCAGCGCUUCAUCUCUUACUUCAAAAUGGGUUGGUGAAGGUGAGAAAUUAGUGCGUGCAUUGUUCUCAAUUGCUCGGAUUCAUCAACCAUCUGUCAUUUUUAUUGAUGAAGUUGAUUCUCUACUUACCCAACGCUCUGAAACAGAACAUGAGUCAAGCAGACGGAUCAAAACCGAGUUCUUAGUACAGCUAGACGGAAUAACAACAAAUGACGAUGAACGCAUACUUUUCAUUGGAGCCACAAACAGGUAUAUAUAUAUUGUUUACAGUAAUAUGCUUAAGUGUUUAUGAGAUGUUCACAAUCUUAAUGACCAUUAAAUUUCAUGCACCCGUUGCUCAUGCCAAAAGAGCACAACAGUUGCAUUUAUAAAAUAAAGCACUACCAGUCACUUUAAAUCAAAGGACGUAAAUAGAAAAUAAUUACUCUGUCGUUACGUACCACUGUUCGUAAAUGUUGCAUAUGUACGUAACUAUGUUGAUGAUAAUUAUGUGAUGUUAUUUGUUUCCUUGGACUAAUAAAGCUGCUAAACACAUUCUCAGAAAGUAUAUGUAACAAGUUGUAAAUUUCCAACUCUACGGACCAAAUAUAUUUGACUGUUUAAUGGUGAAGCUUCUAAAACAGUAUCCGCUUAUACUUUUUACUGAAUUCGACAGACCUCAGGAACUUGACGAGGCCGCCCGACGGCGGUUUGUCAAGCGAUUGUAUAUCCCAUUACCUACUAGGAGCGCGCGGAAGGAAAUAGUACAAAGAUUACUGCGACAAAAUCAUCACACGCUAAAAGAGGACGACUUUUGGGACAUUGCUCAUCGUGCUGAUGGUAAGUGCUGGUUAUUUGUAUGUUACGACUUAAUGUCGAUUGACUUACUAUUAGUAAGGUUCAUCUCUAUUUUAUCCAAUAUGAUGAUCCUUUGCAAGACUGUUUGAUGAUAACACAAAUGACUAAUCGUGUUUUCCAAACAUAAAAGGUUAUUCCGGAGCAGACAUGG
This is a messenger RNA of Schistosoma mattheei, 2186 nucleotides long. The record is from the annotation of a GenBank genome assembly. NCBI's taxonomy places the organism in Eukaryota, Metazoa, Platyhelminthes, Trematoda, Strigeidida, Schistosomatidae.